Manis javanica (Malayan pangolin) is the source of this 998-nucleotide messenger RNA. It is a transcript of the gene SLC51B, whose product is annotated as SLC51 subunit beta. The record is from RefSeq and is a predicted model, not a curated record. Gene Ontology annotation, biological process: bile acid and bile salt transport. Gene Ontology annotation, molecular function: transmembrane transporter activity; protein heterodimerization activity. Gene Ontology annotation, cellular component: plasma membrane; protein-containing complex. NCBI's taxonomy places the organism in Eukaryota, Metazoa, Chordata, Mammalia, Pholidota, Manidae.
GUGGAGCCUGUUUGCCACAUGAGGCCACUCAGUCAAGAGGUCAGUCACUCCAGAGUGGAGGAGAAGGCUCUAGGCCUGGGCGUGUGCUCAGAGCAGAGGUACCAGGUGGGUCCAGCUGCCAGAGCUUCUGCAGCACUGCCCCCCAAGUGACAGCCGUGCAGGGCGUUCAGGUGCAAAGACCAUCCGGUGCUCCUGUGAGAGGACGAGAAGGAGGACAGAGAAAUCAGGGCUGCUCCCAUCAGGCAGGCCCUAGGAGCCCAGGAUCCGGGAAGACCCAGUGAUCUAGAGGGGAGAAAUCUGUCUGGACAAAGUAGCCAGAGAAGAACCAGGAUUUACCUGCACGGGAGUUCUGGCUGUUUGAGUCCUGGGUCUUCGGGGCUUUGCUCAGGGCAGGAACCUAGGAGGCCAGGAGGCCAGCUGGUGGACCAAGGCGCCAAAGGGCUUUGUUGUCAGAAACGUAUCCCAGCGGUGAGCAGGGGCAUGGACCACAGUGAGGGGGUUACCCAAGCCUCAGCUGGCACUGUGGUGCCUCAGGAGCUGCUGGAAGAAAUGCUUUGGUUUUUUCGGGUAGAAGAUGCCUCUCCUUGGAAUUAUUCCAUCUUUGCCCUGAUGGCCAUGGUGAUCGUGAUAAGCAUGGUCCUCCUGGGAAGGAGCAUCCAGGCAAACAAAAAUCAGAAGAAACUUGGGAAAAACAAACGAAAAGAACAAACUUCAGAAAUCCAGUACUUGGCUGAAGCUGGAACCAAAGAUAACAACAACCUGAACCUCUUAAGAGAGGCUUCGCCCUCAGAAAAGUCAGAUUUGGCCCAGGCAGAAAUUAAAUUAAGAGAGAAAGGUGUGUCACUGGUUCUCCUUCCAGACCCACAAGAAUCUGAGAGCUAGUGAGAGUUCAGAGCAGUGCCCCCAUGUGGUCAGCAGAAAAAUGAACGAACUGUCAUCAAACCGAAAUUCUGUUAUGAACAAAAAAAAACCUUUUUAUUAAAAUGGUUUGGUAAGUG